Messenger RNA from Salvelinus namaycush (lake trout), 1853 nucleotides. RefSeq names its product protein phosphatase 1E-like. The record is from RefSeq and is a predicted model, not a curated record. Lineage: Eukaryota; Metazoa; Chordata; Actinopteri; Salmoniformes; Salmonidae. The transcript has 8 exons. Gene Ontology annotation, biological process: protein dephosphorylation; negative regulation of protein kinase activity. The coding region runs from base 1 to 1821 and encodes 606 amino acids. Gene Ontology annotation, molecular function: cation binding; protein serine/threonine phosphatase activity.
AUGGCCGGCUCUGCAACUGAGGAGAAAACCUUCCGAAGGUUCUUGGAGCUCUUCCUCCGAGAGAUGAGACCACCACUCCAGGAGAAUGACCCUGUCCCAAUGCGCCCUUUGUCUGACCUCACCUCGGAGGACGAAGUUGAAGGGGAAUGCCUCGAUAUGUGUCUUCAGCACCUGUGCAAAUAUAACUGCCCCUUCUCCCUGGCGGCUGCCCUGGCGCGGGCUACAGCAGACAGUGUUCUGCAGAGUGACCUCUCCAUCUACCACAUCCAGAAGACCGUUGAGGAUGGAGUAGACCCUUUCCCCCAGAUUGAGUCGGUGGCCUUUGCCCGGCUCAUCUUCAAUAAGUUGUGUGAAACAUGCUGCCUGUGGCUGAAAGACUUCCCUUACCGCCGCCGACCUCAGCCCUACUACGAGACCUCCAUCCACGCCAUCAAAAACAUGCGCCGCAAGAUGGAGGACAAACACAUCGUCAUCCCCGACUUCAACACCCUGUUCAACAUACAGGACCAGGAGGAGCAGGCCUUCUUCGCAGUGUUCGAUGGCCAUGGGGGCGUGGACGCCGCCAUCUACGCCGCCAACCACCUCCACGUCAAUAUGGUGCACCAGGAGUGCUUCAGCCAAGAUCCGGGGGAGGCCCUGUGUCGCGCCUUCAGAGUCACCGAUGAACGCUUCAUCCGGAAAGCUAAGAUGGAGAACCUGCGCUGCGGCACCACGGGGGUGGUGACCUUUCUAAGGGGGCGGACCCUGUAUGUGGCCUGGCUAGGGGACUCACAGGUCAUGCUGGUCAAGAAAGGCCAGGCCGUGGAACUGAUGAAGCCUCACAAGCCUGACAGAGAGGAUGAGAAGCAGCGUAUUGAGGCUCUGGGAGGCUGUGUCAUCUGGUUCGGCACGUGGAGGGUUAAUGGCAGCCUGUCCGUAUCCAGAGCCAUAGGCGACAAUGAGCACAAGCCCUACAUCUCUGGCGUUGCUGACCAACACAUCGUCCCAUUGGACGGCACGGAGGACUACCUGAUCCUGGCCUGCGACGGCUUCUACGACACAGUCAGCCCCGACGAGGCGGUGCGUGUGGUCAGCGACCACCUGACGGAGAACAGCGGCGACAGCACCAUGGUGGCCCACAAGCUGGUGGCCUCGGCCCGUGACGCCGGCUCCAGCGACAACAUCUCAGUCAUUGUGGUCUUCCUCAGAGACCUCCGCGCGCCCCCGCCGGGAGAGGAGGACGAAGAGGGGGAGGAGGAAAAGGACGAGGAAGUGGCGGAGGACGGGGGCACCACGGACGUUGGGGGGAAGGGUCAUUGUUUCCUGCAGCAGUGCUCGGCUCCAGCCGACCUGGGCUAUGAAGACCGCACGGACUCGUUGACAGACAGAACCAGCCUAGGCCUGCUGGGGCCCAUGCUGGGAGAGGAUGGUCGGAUCAGGCUCCCCCCUGCCUGCUCACACCCUACCCCCUCCUUAGCCCUCACCCAGAACCUCAUGCCUGCCCAGGGCCAUGGGGCGGCCUGGUUGCCCUGCCUAGAGGAGGGGCUCCAGGUCUCCAGGCACAAGCCCCAGCCUAAACCCUGUGUCCCCACCUGCCAGGAGCCCAGCUCAGACGGACAAUGGCCCCUGGCGGCUGCCCUGUUUGGCCACGCGGGGAGGCGCACCCGGAGGAUGGAGUGCGUGAGCCCCAGGUGGGGGUGGGUGUCCCGGCGUUGGGGCCGUGCCCCCAGGGAGCUCCCCGGCCUGCUGCACUCCACCCAUAGUGUGCCCUACCCCCAGCGCUGUCCCGAGAGGAGGCCCGGGGUGGCCCUGCCCCACCUGCCCCACGGCAGCAGAAUCUGAUGAUGUGACCUAAUCUUCACUAGCUCCUCGAU